Messenger RNA from Schizophyllum commune H4-8, 705 nucleotides. RefSeq names its product fungal hydrophobin (gene Hyd4). Lineage: Eukaryota; Fungi; Basidiomycota; Agaricomycetes; Agaricales; Schizophyllaceae. Gene Ontology annotation, molecular function: structural constituent of cell wall. Gene Ontology annotation, cellular component: fungal-type cell wall. The transcript is spliced from 3 exons. The annotation marks the transcript as partial. The record is from RefSeq and is a predicted model, not a curated record.
CAAUGCGCUUCACUCUCGCCGCUGUUCUCGCUCUCCCGCUCCUCGUCAGCGCUGCCGCUCCUGGCAACAACAAGUGCAACACUGGCGAAGUGCAAUGCUGCAACCAGGUCACGACCCCCAAGGACGCCGCGCAGAGCGACGUUACCGCUGGCCUUAUCGGCGCCCUCAUCGGCCCCAUCACUGGCCCCCUUGUCGGCCUUCACUGCAGCCCGCUGUCCCUCGUUGGUGUCGGUGGCGCGUGCCAGGCCUCGGCGCAGGCGGUCUGCUGCGAGAACGUCCACGAAACCGGCCUCGUCAACGUCGGUUGCACGCCCAUUGACCUGAAGGCGUAGACGUUCGCGCUUCACACCAAGUGCUCGUGGUUGAGAGAGUUCGAGAGGGGGUGGGAGGGAGGGAGUGGGAUGGGCUAUGGUGGAUAUCCUAUGGACUGCUAAUACUUGCCUGCAUCUGUGGUCGCUUCGGUGAAAAACCUCAGUUGCGUGCUCGCUAAGGUACUCUCUGGAGGGGGAUUACAAUGAACGCAGUUAACGCUGGGUUCAAUUGACACCGGAGGGGUUGAAGCUGGCUGGACUUCCACAGCCUUCAGCCAAGGUGACUUCACCUUCCUGAUCGUGGGAAUUUACAACCAACUAUGGAGUGCUUUGUUCUUUUUGCGGCUUGUCCAUGACACCCAUGGUCCCAAUCAACGGAGAAGGACUGAACCAG